UGGUUAGGUUUUGUCACAUGACCACAGACCGAUACAGCGGUUCUGAAAAUGCCAAGAUGGCUGCAAGUAAUUAUUAUGGGUUCACACAUGGUGCCGGUCCGCAGUACAGCACGCAGCCUCCCAAUGCAUACUCACACCCCACCUCAGCUAGUUACAGUGUGCAGCCGGUAGCAGGUGUGGCCCAUGCUGUGACUGCCUCCUAUGCCCCAGCUCCCACCCCUCAGGCAGCCCGGCCUGUGGCAUCUGCCCCCUACCCUGGGUACCAGACCCAACCAGCUCCAGAGUACGCCUACCGCCAGCAGGACCCAACGCCUCAGCCCACUACUGUACCACAGACCUACCAAGUCUUCACUGAAGCGGACAACUACACUUAUGGCCGUGCUGCAACCGUUGGCAAUUAUGAAAACAAACAGUACUAUCAGACCACCAUAGCCCCUGCUCAGCGGGCCCCAAGUGACACCUAUUUUCAGCCUGGCCUGAAAAGCGGCUACAGUCCAGUCAGCACAGGCUACACCCAGCCGCCCCCUCAGAGACAGGUGACUGCCUUAAAGCCACUCGCCCCGGCCAGCUCCGUGGCCUCCAGCUACAGCAUCUACCCGGUGUCUACCAGUGUACAGCAGCCCCCCACUCCCAUCUCCACAUACACUCCCAGCUCUUCCUAUAACGUCAAUUCCACAGCUACAUCUUAUUCGGGCAUAAGCUACUCCAGUUAUGAUUCAACUGGCUACACCUCCACCCCUUCCUACUACCAGCCAGCCCAGCUGCCUCCCCCCCAGUCACAGCCUCCUCCUCAGCAGCCACCCCCGCCACAGCAGCCCCCCAAACAGCUGACCAAUUCCUCCUGGAGCAACGCGGGCAGCAACAUGGUCACUGCGCCAGCUGUGUCCUCCUACAAGAAGCCCGUGUUCCACCAGAGCAAGCUGCAGAAACCCAAAGGUCCGCCCAAGCAGCCCCAGCUGCACUACUGUGACAUCUGCAAAAUAAGCUGUGCUGGACCACAGACAUACCGUGAGCACUUAGAAGGCCAGAAGCACAAGAAGAAGGAGGCAAGUCUGAAGUCAGGCAGUCAGCCCAGCAACGGGCCACGUGGUGCCCAGACUCAGCUGCGUUGCGAGUUGUGUGACGUCUCCUGCACUGGAGCAGACGCUUAUGCAGCACACAUACGGGGGGCCAAGCACCAGAAGGUAGUGAAGUUGCACACAAAGCUUGGCAAGCCCAUCCCCUCUACUGAGCCGGUGUUGGUGAACUCUGCUCCAGUCACCACUACAGUGACUGCUGGAAAGCCUACAAAUCCCAGCGUCACGUCUUCCGCUGCUGCUACCACCACUGCUGCUGCUACACCUCCAAAAGCUACUUUACUAAACAACGCCAAGGCCUCAACACCUGCAAAAAGAUCUGUCCCACCCAAAGCACCUAUUGUUGCUAAACCCACCCUGCCUAUCCCGGCAAAGCUGGAGGAGGUCAAACAGACACCGGUCAAAUCAGACGAACACAGUGAUGAUGAUGGGGACAGUGUGGGAGGCCAGGGGGACGUUCAGCCUGUAGGCCACGACUAUGUGGAGGAGGUUCACAAUGAGGAUGGGAAGGUCAUCCGUUUCCACUGCAAGCUCUGCGAAUGCAGCUUUAAUGAUCCCAACGCUAAAGAGAUGCAUCUGAAGGGACGGAGGCACCGCCUGCAGUACAAGAAAAAAGUGAACCCGGAGCUGCCGGUGGAGAUCAAGCCGAGCAACCGCGCGCGGAAGCUGCAGGAGGGCAAGCUGAGGAAGCAGAAGCAGAAGGCCGUGCUGAAGAGACAGCAGGAGGACGAGCAGCGCUGGCACAUGGAGAUGAGGCGCUAUGAGGAAGAGCUGUACUGGAGGAGGCUGGAGGAGGAGCAGAUGUACUGGGGGGAGCAGCGGCGCAGGAUGGGGCCUCCCCCGCUCAUGAGCCGGCCUGGCAUGCCUGUUCCUCCUCUUCUGCCUGUCCGACGGCCUGUAUCCCCAGACGACCGGCACAUCAUGGCCAAACACUCCACCAUCUACCCAGUGGAAGACGAGCUCCAGGCCGUGCAGAGGAUCGUCUCGCACUCAGAGAGGGCCCUCAAGCUGGUCUCCGACUCCCUGCUGGAGGAGGCGGCCUGUGGUGACGACGCUAAAGACGCAGAGCAAGAGAAAGUCGCUGAUCCCCAGGCCCGGAUGCUGAAGGGGGUGAUGCGGGUGGGGAUCUUAGCCAAGGGCCUGCUGCUGCAUGGAGACAAGAACGUCCAGCUCAUUCUCCUGGCUGCCAAGAAGCCCACCUGCUCACUCUUGAAGAUGGUCGCUGAGCAGUUACCCAGUCAGUUAGCGACAUUUUCUGAAGAUCAGUAUGAGGUGCAGGCUCACCCAGACGAAGCCAACAUCGUGAUUUUUUCGAGCAAGGAACCAAAAAUGCAGGUCACCAUCUCUCUUACAUCGCCAGUGAUGAGGGAAGACCCUGCCCCUGCCCCCAACAAGGAGGAACAGGCAGGAGCCAAGGCGGCCGAGAAAGUAGUGACAGAAAAAGACCCACCAGAUGUUCUCAGCAAGAAGAGGUGUUUAGAGUACCUAGCAGCUUUGCGUCAUGCCAAAUGGUUUCAGGCUCGAGCCAAUGGCCUACAGUCCUGUGUGAUCAUCAUCAGGGUGUUGCGUGACCUCUGUCAGCGAGUACCAACCUGGGGAAAGAUUCCAAGCUGGGCUAUGGAGCUGCUGGUCGAGAAGGCCAUUAGUAGUGCCUCAAGUCCUCUGAGUCCAGGAGAGGCCAUGCGCCGAGUCCUAGAAUGCCUCGCUACUGGAACCCUCAUGCCAGAUGGCCCUGGUCUGCUGGACCCCUGUGAGAAAGACCAGACCGACGCUCUGAAUGGUAUGAGCAAACAAGCCAGAGAGGAUAUAACCGCAAGCGCACAGCACGCCUUGCGGCUACUCGCAUUCCGGCAGAUUCACAAAGUCCUUGGCAUGGAUUCCCUGCCGGCAUCGAAGGCUGGUGCCCGGAACCGGAAGAGGCGAAGGGAUGGUAGCGAAGCAGGGGAGGGAGAAGGGGAAGGCAAAAAAGACAAAAAGGAAGAUUUAGAAGAUGCUUGAAAAGCUCUUCAAGGCAAAGUGCAAUUCACUGGCUGGCAUUAGCAUGGUUUAUGCUCUUUCUUUUCCAUAUAUUCUACACAGACACCUUAAAAGACUAGACUGAUGACUGGCCCUCACAUAGGACUGUGGAGGCGGGGAAACACACUGCUGUUUCUCCCUCCUGAAGGUACUGUAAGGUUGACUUUGGUUACACUCAACUGUGAAUGACUGUCACUGAAAUGAAAAGGACAUCAUAGCAUCAUUCCAUGUCCAGGAUAAGUGACAGUGUAGCUGCUGAACAUCCCAAUGAGUAAUCUUGAGUCGACUACUUUUAAUAUUAUUCUAUUACUGACUGUACGUUUAGGUUUAGCCAUUCUCAGAUGUCUUCUCGUGUAUUAAGCAUUAAUCGCACCAAAACCGGCCAGUUCAAGGCUUUUUGUAACGUACUAAAACUACAUUCAUUUGAAGGUCUUGAAAAGAGAUGGGAUUUUGUAAGGAACUUGAACACAUUAAGUAGAAAGCAAGAAGACAAGAAACAAAAAAGACAAGAACAAAUUAAGAUAACAAUUAACAAUCAAUAAACAUUACAUGAUAGAACUUUUAGCUAAAGUAUGCCUGUGUGGUAUUCCAAAAGGAAAAAUAUAAACUGUAUAAAACUAUUAAAAGCACUUUUCCACAUAGUGGGAAGAUGUUCUUUAGGUGUGAGUGUUUGUAAAACAGACACCUGAAUAGUAAGGUUAUACCUUGUGAAAAUAAGAAUGUACACCAAAAGGAACUGAAUACGUUUUUAAGCGAAAUCAUAGGAUUAACAGUGCUGAAGCAGUUACCAUGGUCUCAGUAAUGGGACUUAAGUAUAUUUAGAUUUGUUAAAUUGCACAAUUGAGAGCCAAGCAUGCUGCAAAUAAGGCACUUUCAGAGGGACACGUCUGACUUGAGGUGAGGAACGUAUGCAGUCAGGUUUGCUUUUUAAAGCCCGCCAUUUUAGUGUGGGCCAUCUAAAAGGAAAUGACACGCAUGAACAAGACAGUGGUUAGAUGUCUUGGACGGUGGCUCUCUUCUCAGUGGUAUGACCUGGUCUUACGAGUUUUCUUUCUUUUUGCCUGAUGUGUGUAGGAUGUGUGUGGUCAAUGUGAGUUUUCACACUUUUUUAGGUGUGAAGACUUUGGAAAGUGAAUAUUUCAGUAAAUAAACUUGACACGUACCAUGCAAUAUGGGUGGCUCCAGGCCCUAAAAAGGUGUGAUGACGAACAUGAACAAUUUCCUCAACGGAACAGUGCACUUACGCAUUUUAUUGUCUGUGUGAGGUGUGUGUUUUCACUGUAAUAUUCUUAAUUUACUUUGCCCGUCUGAUUCAUUUUUAUUAUUUUAACCCAUUUUAUUUCCCUUUUAUAGUACUGGUAUACUGUGUUACAAUCAUCUGUUUAACAGAUAUUGUUUAAAAGACUGUGUGGGCGUAUGUAAUUUAAAAGUCUUUGUAGUGUUGCCUAACCAUCACAAUAUUAAAAAUAUGUACGAAACCUAAAA
This is a messenger RNA of Clupea harengus (Atlantic herring), 4577 nucleotides long. RefSeq names its product zinc finger RNA binding protein 2 (gene zfr2). The record is from RefSeq and is a predicted model, not a curated record. NCBI's taxonomy places the organism in Eukaryota, Metazoa, Chordata, Actinopteri, Clupeiformes, Clupeidae. Gene Ontology annotation, cellular component: precatalytic spliceosome. Gene Ontology annotation, molecular function: double-stranded RNA binding; single-stranded RNA binding; zinc ion binding.